Molecule: messenger RNA, 1515 nt
Organism: Zychaea mexicana
Lineage: Eukaryota; Fungi; Mucoromycota; Mucoromycetes; Mucorales; Lichtheimiaceae
Product: BCS1 N terminal-domain-containing protein
Exons: 12
Coding region: 1-1515 (504 amino acids)
Biological process (GO): protein insertion into mitochondrial inner membrane from matrix; mitochondrial respiratory chain complex III assembly
Cellular component (GO): mitochondrial inner membrane
Molecular function (GO): ATP hydrolysis activity; ATP binding
Source: RefSeq, a predicted model, not a curated record
AUGCCGUCAGCACUCCUAGGCCCUACGUACGUGUCCUUGCUGACUCGGAGACAGAUGCGAGCCUUCUCAGGACUGCCACCACCACCUGUGCCAACGGAUCCGGCAACUGCAGGAUCGUUGGGUGGAUUCAUCGCAACGAUCGCCGACAAGCUCGGAAUGGGAGAACUCGCCACUGGUGGUCUUCAGUUGGCUGUAAUUGGCGGCGCGGUUGCUGGGUUCCGCUACUUUGGAGGCUUCUUUCUGGAAUAUCUCAAGAAACAGACCGUUGCAGCUGUGGACUUUGAUAGUCGUGACGAAUCGUACAGUUGGAUCCUCAACUGGCUGAACGACCAACCAUAUUCGCAAAACGCGUCGCGCUUUUCUGUGUCGACGACCAUCACCCGCGCAGGACAAAGGCUGAUCGGCGAAGGUCUCGAUGCAAGCAAGCUCCCUCCUGUCUACUUUCUACCUGCUCCAGGCAUACACGUCUUUAUGUACAAGAAUCGGCUACUUUGGCUUAGUCGCGAGCGCCCUCAGCCGUCAUCUGCAGCUGCUGCAGCUACAGCCAACAAUGCGGCGUUAGAGAGAAUACAAAUCAGCACUUUGGGUAGAUCGCGAAGUUUGUUGGAGCAGCUGGUUUUGGAUGCGCAGAGGCAGUUUAUCGCGCGCGAUCUUAGUCGUACGGUCGUUUAUGCAGCUGAUCAAUAUGGGGCUUGGAGGAGGACACGUUCGCGACCAAAACGCCCGCUCAGCACUAUUGUUAUUCCAACCAACGUCAAGUCAGAUCUGGUGGUGGAUGCCGAAGAGUUUCUUGGAUCAGAACAGUGGUAUAGUGAUCGUGGUAUACCUUAUCGACGUGGCUAUUUACUAUACGGCACCCCUGGAUCAGGCAAAACAAGUUUUGUGUAUUCGCUCGCAACGACUCAACAAAUGUUUUUGGCGCUCCGGGAAUUCAUCGAAAAGGGCGAGCUCGGAUUGAAUAUUUAUGUUGUGAACCUCAGCAACAAGAGUUUGACAGAUGACACGUUGGGAGAACUGGUGACAGAAACACCUAGCAGGUGUAUUCUGCUGAUUGAGGAUGUGGAUGCGGCGUUCGUCCAGCGGACAAAGGGCGAAGGCAGCACAACGAACAAUAUCACGUUUUCAGGAUUGCUCAAUGCCAUUGAUGGUGUGGCAGCCCAAGAAGGACGGAUAUUAUGUAUGACUACAAACCAUAUUGAAAAGCUUGACGCCGCCCUGAUAAGACCAGGCCGCAUUGAUGUUCGCGUUCACUUUGGCAACGCCACCCAAAAUCAAGCUUAUGAACUGUUCCAAAAGUUCUAUCCUUCUUUGACACCGGAUCGCUCGCAUGCACUGGCAACCUCCUUUGCUGCUCAAGUACCUGACAUGCAAUUCAGUAUGGCGCAUUUGCAAGGUUUUUUAAUGGGACACAAACAGAGCCCGGAGGAUGCUGUUCGACUCGUUCCAAACUGGGUGACCUCGCAUAAUGAUAACGCCACUAAUAACGAUAGCUCAACAACGGAUAAGGAUGAGUAA